Molecule: messenger RNA, 1179 nt
Organism: Vicia villosa (hairy vetch)
Lineage: Eukaryota; Viridiplantae; Streptophyta; Magnoliopsida; Fabales; Fabaceae
Exons: 7
Coding region: 1-1179 (392 amino acids)
Biological process (GO): positive regulation of cytoplasmic translation
Cellular component (GO): cytoplasm
Molecular function (GO): translation regulator activity; zinc ion binding; mRNA binding
Source: RefSeq, a predicted model, not a curated record
AUGGCUACAUCUGAAUGCAAGCAUAAGGAGAUGAUCUGUUUCAAUCGCGGUGAAGAGGGACACAUUGGUAAUCAGUGUCAAAAACCAAAGAAGGCACAAGUUGGUGGAAAGCUGUUCGCUUUAGCUGGAACUCAGACAGCUAAUGAUGGCAGCAUUGCCGGAGAAAGAGUGAAUUGGGGUGUUACAUUAGUGGUAACAGAGCAGUGCUUAGUUGAGAUGGCUGGUAGAAACAAUGCCGCGAUUGCUGCUGCUUUGGAGGCUAUGGCGCAGGCUUUGGCAAAUCAGCCAAAUGCUGAUGAGAAUGCAGGAUCUCGCAAGACUCAUCAGAGAUUGGAAGUUGCUGGUGAAGAGGUCACUUGGAUUGUUUUCCGCAGAGAGUUUCUGAGGAAGUAUUAUCCGGAAGAUGUUCGGGGUAAGAAGGAGAUUGAGUUCCUUGAGCUGAAACAGUGUAAUAUGUCAGUGACAGAGUAUGCUGCAAAGUUCACUGAGUUGGCCAAGUUCUACCCGUAUUAUGAGGGAGCAGGUGCUGAGUUUUCAAAGUGCAUCAAGUUUGAGAACGGAUUGCGCUCUGAGAUCAAGAAAGUUGUUGGGUAUCAGAAGAUUCGUAUCUUUCCUAAUCUGGUUGAUAGUUGCAGGAUUUAUGAAGAAGAUCAUAAUGCACAUUACAAACUUGUCAAGGAUAGGAGAGGUAAGCAGAACCGUAGCACACCUUAUGAUGCUCUAGUUGGAAAGGGAAAAGCAGAAGUGGCUAAUGGCAAGAAAACUAGUGGAGGAGGAGCUCCUGCUAGCGUGUUCUGUUUCAAAUGUGGAGAACCUGGUCACAAGAGUGAUGUGUGUACUGCUGUGGAGAAAAGAUGUUUCCGUUGUGGUAAGACCGGACAUGCAAUAUCUGAUUGCAAGCAUAAGGAGAUGAUUUGUUUCAAUUGCGGUGAAGAGGGACACAUUGGUAAUCAGUGUCAAAAACCAAAGAAGGCAGAAGUUGGUGGAAAGGUGUUCGCUUUAGCUGGAACUCAGACAGCUAAUGAUGGCAGCAUUGCCGGAGAAAGUGUGUGCUUAGUUGAGAUGGCUGGUAGAAACGAUGCCGCGAUUGCUGCUGCUUUGGAGGCUAUGGCGCAGGCUUUGGCAAAUCAGCCAAAUGCUGAUGAGAAUGCAGGAUCUCGCAGUUUAGCAACCUUCUAG